UUUUACUAUAGCUUCUGGCCGAGAUUAAAAAAUUUUCCUUUCUUGCGCACCGAAAAAGAAGUCCUUUAUAAGCUUAAAUUUAUCUUGGGCGGGAAAGAUAUUCACUAUCCUAUCUUUCCUUUUUCUUUUUUAGCCAAUUAAUUUCCCUUUUCAGUUUUCCACUUCUAAUUUUAUAAUUUUUUCCUCACUUUCUCGGCCACCAACCACUCGAAUUCGCAGACAAAACAAUGUCGUCAUUCGAUUACCCCAUACUCUCCCGUGGCGACAUAAUAUCAAUCCUGGCGGAGUCACAAAUCGCCACCGUCACCGACAACGAUUUCAAGAAUAUGAAACCCAAUUUCGUCUCCAAUCUCUACACCCGCCUCCUUAUCUACCUCGAUGCUCUCCACGAGGAAGACCAAGGGCAAGUUGAGUUUUCAGCAUUAGAGCAAAUUGAGAACCCGGAUCUUCUAAUUGGGUCAUUCCAGGUUAUGAAUUUGUAUUGCAGGUUAAGGGAGGUGAUGGCUUCUCUUAAUUGUCCAAUGCAAUUUAACCUUAGGGAUUUGGUUAAACCUGAUGCUGGUCGGACGGAGCAUUUCCUCAGCGGAAUCAUCAAUUUUUGUCUUUAUAAAGAAACAAAAAUGAAUCUUCUGAGACCGAUUGUAGAGGAACUAGCCCUUCUAGAUGAGCAGCAUAAGGAGUGGGAGGCUAAGAUUUCUCAGUUGAAUGCAGAGAUUGCAGGUUAUAGUGAAGCAAGAGAAAGGGAGUUACCCCUUGUUCAAGAGGUAGACUCAAAAGUUAAAGAAUUGCGUGAGAUGAUUGCUGGCCUCAACAGUAAUCAGAUGUCAUUGAGAACUUCUUUUCGGAAUUUGAAGGAGAAGACAGGCCAAAUGGAUGAGAAGAUUUCUAAGGCUGAGUUUGAACUGGUACAAAGUGUCCAAGAAAAUGCAAAUCUACGUUCAAAAAUAGUUCAGUCACCAGAUAAACUACAGAGAGCUUUAGAGGAGAAGAAAUUAGCUCGAGAUGAGGCAAAGAAUGCUGAAAGGUUGGCUAUGCAGUCUUUUCAGGAGAAGACUGCCAUUGUUGAGGUCUAUAGCAAGACUCUUAAGAAAAUGUCAAAGCACUUUGCCUUGAUGCAAGCUAUACAUGAACAGGCGAAUUCUGCAAAAUCAGUUGAAAAAGAAUGUAAGGGUUUGAAAGCUAAGUUAAGUGAUGAUGCUGUGUUAGACAAGUCGCUUGAGGCUAAACUGAUUGAACGGCAAGGAAAAGUUGAACAGUUGGAAGAACUCCAAAGUCAGUUACAGAAAGAAAGAGAUCUCAAGUUUGAGGAAUCUACUAAAAAUUUGAAUGAUGUGAAGUUGGAGGUGGAAUCUAAGCGGCACCAGCUGGAAGCAAGGCAAAGGAAGGUUGAAGAUAUGGUGACAGAGGUGGACUCCAUAACAUUAAAGACCAGUAUGGUAAAAGAAUCUGGAGCUGCUAAAGUGCAGCAGUUAAUUAGUAAAUGUGAAGAGAUUGUAAAACAGUUUCAACAAUAUUCAUCCUCUAUUGGACCCCUGCUGCCAAUGGGUGGGACAAAGACAACCAGCCUUUAACUUGCAUUUAGAUGUAGUCUCAGUACUAAUAGAUUUCUACCAGAAAGACGGAAUUAUUUGAAGAAGUUUUGGUAGAUCAGAUCCUUACACUCGCUUGCAGGAAAGCUUAAUAUUGAUUGCAGUUGUAUGGUCAAUCUAGGCUUAUCAAGUGUUAGAGGUAUUGAUUGACAUUGAUUCAUUUUCACUGUUAUUAAGCUCGGUAGUCAGUGGCUGAGUGCCCUUUCUUCGAUCCUAAAUGGCAGUCUGAUUCCAGGGUGUUGUAAGUGUCAAUUGUCACCAGCUUUGGUCUAAAGCCGAGUAACCCUGCGGCCUUAGGCGGAAAAUUCCCUCUUGACCUCAACGAUGCUCACACGGGACGUAACAUAAGCUUUAGCCUAAAAGGCAUUGAUGUUGCUUGUUGAAUGAUUGAUUAGGAAUUGUACGACCUCUAACUUUUAAGCUUCCUAGGCGGUAGGAAGUGUUCUUUGUUUGGGCUUCUUUUAAAUUCUUGUUCUUAUGUCAACAAACUAUAUAUAGAUUUUGGCAAAAAAACUGAUGUAUUUAAAUUCGAUACCCAAUUAAAAACCGUACAUGCAACACUAUUAUAAAAUUAUUUUUUUAUAUAUUUCUGAUCGAAAUCAUGUCAAAAACAUUUUCACUCUUUACCCAAUUAUUAAAUAUUUUACAUGCUCAAUUUUCAGGCCUAAAAAAAAUUUAAUGAAUUCCACAAGGCAGUCAAUUCUUAUGAAGUGAAUGGCCUUAGCAUUUCCCUUCAAAUUUACAAUU
This is a messenger RNA of Durio zibethinus, 2336 nucleotides long. The record is from RefSeq and is a predicted model, not a curated record. Lineage: Eukaryota; Viridiplantae; Streptophyta; Magnoliopsida; Malvales; Malvaceae.